AUGGAGUCAAGCCAAGCCUUCACGCUCACGCCUGGCAAAACCAUGCGCAUGGCUCAACCUACAAACUUUCUUUUAAAAAGAGUAAAACAGAUGACGUUUAACCCGGACACGUGUGGGCAACCAAUUUUAACCCUCGAGGAUUCAAUUGCAUCAAAGAGAACAAGGGGUCGUACUAGCUCGAUCGGCCAGAAACCUUGCAGAAACAUUUAUCGCUUGUUAUGCAAUGGAUUCGACCCUGUGGGAACCCUUCGCUUCUGUGACUCGAAUUCUUUAGCUCUUUCUGCAAAGGGCGAAGCACUAAAGGGAGAGCGAAAAAUCUGCUGGCUUGUGGAAGGUGCAGAAAAGCUCCUGCGAAUCGCGUGA
Messenger RNA from Dovyalis caffra, 363 nucleotides. Lineage: Eukaryota; Viridiplantae; Streptophyta; Magnoliopsida; Malpighiales; Salicaceae. The record is from the annotation of a GenBank genome assembly.